Messenger RNA from Salarias fasciatus (jewelled blenny), 2564 nucleotides. It is a transcript of the gene rpn1, whose product is annotated as ribophorin I. NCBI's taxonomy places the organism in Eukaryota, Metazoa, Chordata, Actinopteri, Blenniiformes, Blenniidae. Bases 1 to 1803 code for a protein of 600 amino acids. The record is from RefSeq and is a predicted model, not a curated record. The transcript is spliced from 10 exons. Gene Ontology annotation, cellular component: membrane; oligosaccharyltransferase complex.
AUGACCAGAGAAGCACGACUGAUAGCCGCUUGCCUGCUGCUGGUGGCGGCUAUCAGCUCGGGGGUUUCAGCGGACGGCUUGGUGAACGAGGAUGUGAAGAGGACAGUGGACCUGAGCACUCAUCUGGCCAAGAUCACAGCGGAGAUCGCAUUGUCCAACCAGGGACACUCCGCCGUGCACAGCUUUGUGUUGGCGGUGGAGCCUGAGCUGGCUCCGCACCUGGCCUACAUCGGCGCUUCGGUGAAGUCGGAUGAGGAAGAUGAUGGCACACUUGAACUGGAGCAGACAACAAUACAGGGCCAAAGUGGGGAGUUUUACAAAGUGAAGCUGCCUUCCAGUUUGGCCGCGGGCGCUCAGCUGAAAGCGAAGGUUGAGAUGACGUUCAGCCACGUGCUGAGGCCCUUCCCCACACACAUCACCCAGGCCGAGCGCCAGCUGGUGAUCUUCCAGGGCAACCACUACCUGUACUCGCCGUAUCCCACACGCAGCCAGACCACACGCGUGCGGCUGGCCUCCAAGACCGUGGAGAGCUACACCAAGCUGGGCAACCCCAGCAAGGCCGACGAGAUAAUCGAGUACGGCCCGUUUCGUGACGUUGCGCCGUUCAGUGAGGACACCAUGAAGAUCCAUUACGAGAACAACACACCCUUCCUCACCAUCAGCAGCAUCACUCGCACCAUCGAGGUGUCUCACUGGGGAAACAUUGCCGUGGAAGAAACCAUCGACCUGAGGCACACUGGAGCCAUCCUGAAGGGCCCCUUUUCACGCUAUGACUACCAGCGCCAGUCAGACAGCGGCAUCUCAUCAGUCAAGUCCUUCAAGACUAUCCUUCCUGCCUCGGCCCAAGACGUUUACUACAGAGAUGAGAUCGGCAACAUCUCCACCUCCCACCUGCAGGUCCUGGAUGAUUCGGUAGAGGUGGAGGUCAGGCCACGCUUCCCCUUGUUUGGGGGCUGGAAGACGCACUACAUCAUCGGCUACAACCUGCCAAGCUACGAGUAUCUUCAUACGCUGGGCGACCAAUAUGCACUGAAGAUGAGGCUCGUCGACCACGUGUAUGAUGACCAGGUCAUCGACCUGCUGACUGUAAAGAUCAUCCUGCCAGAGGGAGCCAGAAACAUCCACAUGGACAUGCCGUACAAAAUCGAUCGCCUGCCAAACCAGCUGCACUACACAUACCUGGAUACUUUCGGCCGACCAGUGCUGGUUGCCACCAAGAACAACCUGGUGGAGCAUCACAUCCAGGACGUUGUGGUUCAUUACAACUUCAAUAAGAUCCUGAUGCUGCAGGAGCCGCUCUUGGUUGUGGGAGCCUUCUACAUUCUCUUCUUCACCGUUAUCAUCUACGUACGUCUGGACUUUGCCAUCACAAAGGACCCGGCGGCCGAGGUGCGGAUGAAGGUGGCCUCCAUCACGGAGCAGGUCCUCACCCUGGUCAACAAGCGCCUGGGCCUGUACCGCCACAUGGACGAGGUGGUCAACCGCUACAAGCAGUCCCGCGACACGGGGGCGCUCAACAGCGGCCGGAAGACCCUGGAGGCGGACCACCGCGCGCUCACCAACGAGAUCAGCUCGCUGCAGGCCCGCCUGAAGGCGGAGGGCUCCGACCUGGCCGACAAGGUGGGCGAGGUGCAGAAGCUGGACGGCCAGGUGAAGGAGCUGGUGUGCCGCUCCUGCCAGGAGGCCGAGCGGCUGGUGGCGGGGAAGGUGAAGAAGGAGGCGUACAUCGAGAGCGAGAAGACUCUGACCGGCAAGAGGCAGGAGCUGGUGGGCCGCAUCGACAGCCUGCUGGACGCCCUCUAAACGCACACACACACACACACACGUCUCAACACAAACCCAAUAUUUGGAUGAGAAUCAAAAUAAAUGUGACACACUUUUUGUUUUUUUUUUUAAUCAUUUUUGGAACCAGACAUGGACUAUCAACUCAUUUUACAGUCGUGAUGGUUUUUUUUCCAAAGACUGGUGUCUUUGUGCCUUGUGAUAAAGUCGUGGUCACGGCGCGCUCGGCUCCACAGCAGCUACAUCACUACCUGCGUUCGUCUGUCCUUCAGCUCGGCCACACUGUGCUCUGACUCGGCGCUUCAUGUUCAGAUUCGGACUGUUUUCCAUUUCCUUCUUAAUGAAAUGUACGUGUGGUUGAGGGACAGUGUUUUUCUUUCUUCUUUUUUUUUUUUUUUUAAAGUAACCCAAGGGCCCAAAUGUUUUGGUUGCAUGUCUUCGCUCACAUAUACUGUAUUGUACGAUGAGGAUCUCUUUUGCACUUAGAACUUUUCAUUUUCUAAUUGCCCCCCGACUGACAUUUCUAUUUGAACUGAUCUGAAGCUCUGAUAAUGUGUCAUCCUAAAUGCUUGUUUUGAUGCUCCUCGGUCUUGUUUUCUACAUUUUGUAAGGUUUUUUUUUUUGUUUCCUGGUUAAAUGGUGUUCGAUUGUGAGAUUAAAGACUAAAAGAGAUUAGAGUGUAAGUGGGAAAAGACAUUCACGUUGGGAAAUACUGAAAAGAAAAAACAAUAUGGGCAGUGAAAUGGAGAGCAGUCAUGUUUGAAAUAAAAAUUUAAAAAAGU